AUGACUGAAGAUUCUGAGCUGAAUUCUAUCCAGCAACGGAUCGCCGCCCUUAACCACACGCAACUGGCCCGCCCACCGGGAGGCCCUGGACCAUCAUUCCGCCCGAACGCCCAACGGAGCGCGUCAGCCAACAACCCUCCCUCAUACGAUGCAGUUGGCUCUGUGGUGGAUCGAGCGUCUGUCGGAAAUGAACCCGCAGAUGACAGAACCCAGCGGCGGGUCUUGCAGGCGCCUUCAAUGGAAACUCUCCGGCCUGAAGUGAAACGAAAGCCAAAAGCCCCUCCGCCAUUGCCCACGCGAAGAUCUGAUCGCCUACCUCCCCCUACACCAGCUCGUCCUGCGCUGCCGCCGCGUAGGCCGACGGACCUAAAGCACCGGCCCUCCCUUGAGUCGGUCACGUCCGAUGCGUCAUAUUCGACAACGUCGACAACUAGAACCGCGGGGCGAGGCGCAUCGACAACCUCGGUGAACUCCACUGGGAACAAUCGCAUCAAGGCGCCUGCAUGGGGCGAGACAGAACUGCCUACGCUACCUCCCCGCCGACCGAAGGAGCAAGCUAGCUUGGAACCGCCUCCACGGCCUACAAUUAGUAGUAAAAGGAGCUUUGGGAGCCUGUCUUCCAGAUUGACCUCCAAAAUAUCGCUACCGGGGUCCAAACCCCCCGUUCCCCCUGUUCCAAGCCAGCCUGCACGGCCGAGUCAACCUCCUCGCCCUAAGCAGCCUCCGCGACCUACUUCGUCUCCGAAUCCUAGCCAACCACCUCCACCCUAUGGGGUCGAAGAGGAACCGGUGCCUCGACUGCCACAACGCCCGUCACCCGCAGCACAUGCAGACAUAAAUGGAACCAGUGAUGGCUUGGGUGUCAAUCUGCCGAUUCGGAAGACAUUACCUCCUCCUCCAACGGCUGCGCAAAUCAAGGAUGCCAGGCAGUUCGGGUUUGGUAAUACAAGUCCACCCAAAGCCAAUGGGACACCACCACCGAUUCCACAUGGUUCUCGUCCAGAUCUGUCCAAAAUUAUGGCUACAAAGCCACGUUUCAAUGGGUCAGCUGUGUCUCCAAGCCCUCCACUUCCCACGUCAGACACGGAAUGCUUGGUAUGUCGGGACUUCUCAGGCCCUGAUAACCAUGCCGCCCGGUAUCCUCGUGCAUCGCUUCCGACACAGGAUAUGGCGUGGCUGGCCAAUGAGUUGACAGCACCGUUCCCAUCCAUGACGGAUAAGGCCCGCGCGAUAUUUACGUGGUUACAUCAUAACAUCUUCUACGAUACCUAUGCCUUCUUUAAUAACUGCGUGAAACCCUCCACCCCAGCCAGUACUCUGGCAUCUGGAAUGGCAGUCUGCGAAGGCUAUGCAGGACUAUUUGCCGCAUUAGCUACCCAUGCCGGUCUAGAAGCGAUAGUAGUCGGCGGCCACGGCAAAGGCUUCGGACACUACGCUCUUGCUCCAGGGGCCCCAGUGCCCCCAUACGCAGGCAACCACGCCUGGAACGCCGUGAAGAUCGACGGAGGCCGGUGGAAGCUAAUCGACUCCUGCUGGGGCGCAGGAGCAAUAGAAGGCGAGGGACAGCCAUACAAGCAGCGAUUCGAACCAGCAAUGUUCUCGAUCCCGAACGAAGAGUUUGGCCUGAAACACUUCCCAGAAAACAAACGCCAGUUCUUCCGCGAGGACGGACGUCCCGAUCUAACCUGGGAAGAAUAUAUCCUCACGGACCCAGAACGACCAAACGGCGUCGAAGGCCUAAAAGUCUAUAGCGAUGCCGACAAGCGCACCAUCGGCCGCCAGACCUUCCACCCACAAGGCCUGCGCAUCUCCAUCAGCACGCCAGGCGCAAUGCGCUUCCAGUUCGGUCUCCUCUGUCCGCACUGGACGCUGUCUCGCCACAGCCACAUUCAGCAUGCGGGCUUAUUCCUGCUUAUGAUCCACGGCGUGGACGGACGCGAGGAUGACAGACUUCCUUUCACGCACGUAUCAGGCUCCGGACCCGCGGGCGGUGGCGAGUUCUGGUAUGUGGAUGUCCCUAGUGCACGUAUGCUUGGUGCGCCUGGUCAGAAGCUGCAGGUGGCUGUGUUGACUAGCUUUGGGGAUCGGAAGGAUGCUAGUAGUGUUACGGCGCAAGAGUUCCAGGAGAAGGUUGGCCGGGUUGGGAUGGCUUGGGCUUAUGUUGCUGAGUGGGAGCUGGUCAGAUAG
This is a messenger RNA of Penicillium concentricum, 2187 nucleotides long. RefSeq lists its product as uncharacterized. The transcript has a single exon. Bases 1 to 2187 code for a protein of 728 amino acids. NCBI's taxonomy places the organism in Eukaryota, Fungi, Ascomycota, Eurotiomycetes, Eurotiales, Aspergillaceae. The record is from RefSeq and is a predicted model, not a curated record.